AUCUUCAAAAAACACCUGUCGUGGAGCUUUCACUAUUGCACGGUAUUGUGCCAAGAGGACAGGAAGAACGUAAAAACAUCGAAAAGAUAUGCUGCGUCCAUCAGUAUUUGAAUUGUACGCCUUGGCGAUUUUUGUUGUAUCGAGCAGUUGUCAGAGCGCGAGUCCUUUCCGACAGAAGAAUAUACUCAGCGGUGGCGGUAACUGGAAAAAUAUUUUGCCAAAACCACGAACAGGAUCGGCGAAAAACAUACUCAGAGUCACCGAGAAUAGUGUAAAUACGGUUGAAAAGCAGACCGAUGCCACUAAUUCGUCGUUAUCGUCGUCGUCCUUCUUUGCUUGGGAAGCAUCCAUAGACGGGCCAACGGGAGUGGCCUCGUCGAACGAACGAUCAGGACCAUUUUCUUUGACGACCGAAAAAUUUCCCCGGUGGUUAUCUCGAAAGAGAAAGACACCAACCAAAUUAGUUUCUCUGUCACAGGAAGAGCAGGAAAGAAUCCAUCAAGUGGUGAAAGAGGAGGAAGAUCAAGUCGUCGAAAUGUCGCGUGAGUUCGUUGAGACCUGGUCGGAAUUUUUAUGUCGUGUGCCCAUUUCACUGGGGAUUCUACGUUGUGAGAAAGAGAUUGGUGGCAAGUAUAAAAAGAGGUUCGGAAAACUUCCUAAAAUAAGGUUGCGAAGAAAAAACAUGAAGUCAAAGCCAUCAAGUAAUGAGGCUUGUAAUGCGGAUUCAAUGGUAUCGUCGUCAUCCUUAAUGGCCCGGUUUGUACCCUUUCCCGUGAAGCUUUUAGAGUUUGGAAAAGUAGUCGAAUCCUCGUCGCCAUCAAUCUCAUCAGUUCAAAUGUCCCAGAAAAAACACAAUGAAUAUGACGAUAACAACCUAGUCGUUUUGGGUUCUUGGGAUAUUCCAUUAAAGGGCGGCACUCUAAUUUUACAGGACGAUGUCGAAACAGCUUCCGAUCAAUCUACUACUAGUUCCAAUCCUGAUUAUCUUGGCAAACUUACAUUUACCAUUGCAAAGACAAAGCAAAUGGAAGGAGACGUUCACGAGCACGGUGGUGGCGAUGAUGCAUCUCCUCAAAACAGCUAUAAAAUAAUGACAGGGAUCGUCGAUUAUCGCCCAUGGUUGGCAGGUGGUGGAUACACAUCGGACGUGGAAAAGACUGUCGACCACAAAAUUUGGGAUGCCCUCAAGGCCAACAGAGAAGCAACAACCCGAAAAUUAUGCCAUGCAUUUUACCUUUCGACCCAAUCAAUGGUCCAUGCCUAUGUAACAUGGAGGUUUCACAAUGCUUGGAGACAAAAGCUCAAGGCCAAUGUUCGGACAACGAGAUCUAGGACGGUGGAAAAUAUGGAACCACUAAGUAAAUAGGAACGACUGCGUGAUCAUAUAAUAGAAGUCAAUGGGUUUG
Messenger RNA from Pseudo-nitzschia multistriata, 1406 nucleotides. Lineage: Eukaryota; Bacillariophyta; Bacillariophyceae; Bacillariales; Bacillariaceae. The record is from the annotation of a GenBank genome assembly.